AAUGUGCACACUGGCUAGGAGAACUGUGACCCGGUUAUCUUUAAACUACCAAAUUCAGUAACAGUAAAUCAGUGCCUUCAGUAAUAUUUUUUAUUUCACUUCCAUUGACUGAACUGUUUCGAAAGACCAUCCUCCCACUAAAACUGGGCUUAUUUGGAAGAGCUGUCCAUGACUCCUCCAGGGGACCUCGAACCCCGGGUUGGGAAGCACACACAGAGCAGAAAUGGGCGUGUUUAUUUACAGCUGAGAGGCAGCAGCAGCUCUGACUCUUUGAUUCUGUGUGGAUGGAAUCCAACACGCACGUGUUGCUUUGGUUCUAACUUCGCACCGUCUCCGAGGUGAGUGGCUGUUAGUGUGAUGGAACACUGAGGAAUACUGCAGGGAGAAGACAGACUGGGCUCAUGGAGCGGAGGUCGGCUCUGGUGUGGAUCUGUCUGCUGGGGGCUGGGCUCGCCCUGGCCUCGUCCGUCACGACCUCCAAGGCCCUUCCUCGACCUCCGCGGCUGCUUGGCUGCGUGUUCCUGAAUCGAGCUAACGUCACCUGCCGCUGGGAGGCCGGAGACGCCUCAGCAACACGCUACACCCUCCAAAUUCAGAGGAUACCUGGAGCUGUGGCCUUGACAACAAACACCGCUCUGAAGACGUUCACCUGCACCACGUCUGACACCAGCUGCACGGCGGAUCUCGCCAGAUCGUCCGUGAGGUUCACCUUUUGCAUCGCCAUCACAGCUCACGGCCGCAGCAGCAACAUAUCGUCCGAUCGUCGCUGUCAGCCCGGGAGGAUUGAAAUGAUGCUGCCUCCAGUGACUUUGAUCAGCGUGAAGCCAGUGAAUGGGACACCUCAGUGUCUGCACGUGAUCUGGAGUCGCACCCUGUCGGAGUUUGCUGUGUCUGACACUGACAUCAAGAACGGAAGUCUGAAUUCCCAAAUUGAGGUCACAGCAGAAGGGCAGCUCGAUAUCCAGGUCACAAAAGUGACAGUGAAAGACUACAGCUUCCCAGUUUGUCUCCUCAGACCCGACACUUCGUACACCGUCAGACUCCGUCACCGUUACCGGGGCCCAGAGAGUCCCUGGAGCCUGUGGAGCAACGCACAGCAGGGAAGGACAGCAGAGGACGCUCCAUCUGCAGCUCCAGCAUUCUGGAGGCAAGUGGAACAAACAGACAGGAACGGGUGGAGACGCACCUCGCUGCUUUGGAAGGCCCUGCCUCGCGUUCUGGCCAAUGGCAGACUUCUCUUCUAUAAUGUGACUUGUCAGACAGAAAGUGCACAAAUUCUGAACGAUCAAGGCACCUGCAGAGAUUUGCACCAAACACGUACUUCCUGUACUUUUCUCCUUCCUGCUGAACGCUGCUCCUGUGCCCUGACGGCCUCCAACUCUGCUGGGACCUCGCCACGGGCCCAGAUAUGGCUCUUCAGAGCCUCUGAGACAGAGCCACCGUCCCCGAGACAACUCACUGCCUGUCCACUGGAUGACAACAGUGUAAACGUUAGCUGGACGGCUCCAGCCAAUCGAUCAGUGAGUGGCUUUGUCUUGGAGUAUUUUGCUGUCCGAGAGAAAGACGGCAGCGUCCUACACUGGGAAAGAUUGAAUAGUUCUCAUACAACAUUUGUCAUAACAGAGGGAGUGAAGCCGAUGGAGCGUUAUGCUGUUUCUGUCAAAGCGCUGUACGGUGAGCGAUGGGCGGGGAGGAACAGGACCCUUCACAUCUAUACACGCCAGGCAGCACCAUCAGCUGGUCCUGUUGUGGAGGUGCAGCAGAUUUCUGGGGGCAGAGUGAAGCUCAGCUGGAGUCCUGUGCCUGUGGAGCUGCUUCGAGGAUUCAUCCGCAACUACACACUCUACUACACCGCUGCAAAGCAACCAGACAGGAGUGUGUUUGUUCCUGGUAACGUUUACCGCUUCACCCUGGAGGACCUGUCGCCCGGAAACUACGACAUCUUUAUGCAGGCCAACACUGACGCCGGCACUGGAGCAGCUGGGCCCACUGCUAAUGUGCACAUAGGCUCUGAGGAAAUCUCAAAGAUGAUGUAUGUCAUCCUUUCUCUCCUGGUGACCGGCUCACUCGCACUGGCACUGAUGGCGUGCCUGGCACAGAAAAAGAUAAAAAGGAAGCUGUGUCAAUUCGUUCCUGAUCCUUCCAACAGCAGUCUGGUUCACUGGAUCCCAAAGACCACCUCACAGAGUAUGAAGCAGCCCUCGGAACCAGAGAGGCCUCAAAUCGAAAACUCUGAGGUUAUUUUGUUUGGUGAAAAUGAGCCUCUCAACUAUGACCUGGAUCAGACCACUGAGAAUUUCCUCAUCUGUAAUCAAACAUAUUCAUCUCUUCUGGAUUCGUCUGGGUUUGGUGUUCCUCAAAGUGUCCAGAUGUCCAAGAAGUUGUUCAGCAGGGGCCCACUCAGAAAACCCUUCACCACUGAUCUCUCCCCCAGCCCCAUCCUCUACUCCAACGUGGUCUUCUCUCACACUCUCAAAAAUCCUGCUGCACCUCUUCUGUCCCCUUCUCCUCACCAGUCCUGUGAUUGGCGGCAUGUCAGCACUAGUGAUGUGAAGCUGCUGCUCGGUGGAGGCAGUGCAGCUUCACCUCAGCACCAAAGCUCCUCUCCCUUCUCUGAUGUCAGCAGUGUGUCUCCAUCCUCGGCCGUACAUCCGCACCCAGCUGACGUCACUUCACCCAAACGCCUCUUUCCUCAAAGCCUCUGCAGCUCGGGCCUGUCGCUCCAGCCUGACACCUUCACCCACCCCAACCUUUCAUCUCUUCUUCCUCCCCUUUUUGUGGAUUUCUCCUACUGUCCUGCUGAGUGUGAUAAUCACACAUCCCCUGCUGUUUAAUUCCAUGACAGGGAGGUGCAUACAAUAUAUAAUGUCAUAUUGUUUAUGUGGCUUUUACAUGUCCUCAUGAUGCCUGUGAAGUGCUUUACUGUGUGAAAUGUGUAUUACAGUGUCUUUAAAGAAUGUGUACAACCCCUUUGACUUAUGAAAACCAUCAGUUUUUCAGAACUUUGAGAGCAGAUUGUUUAUCAAAAAUAGAUUUUGUGUUUCCCAUUAUAUAUUUUUUUCUCCAAUAUUUUUUUUAUCAGAUCUGAUCUGAUAUAUAUUUAUAAUAAUAACAAUAUGACAAUAAUAAUUUAAUUGAGGAACUAUGAGUUUCCAGAGUUGUGAAGUCAUUGUUCCGACUUUGAUCCCCUAAUGUUCUUUAAAAAUGUGAAAAUAACAUGGACACUGUAUUGACUCAUCAACGUUUAAAAAACGUCUUGACACUUUUUGACGCGAUAAAUAAAUAAAUAAAUAAUUUAAAACAUAUCCACGUUCAUAAAAAAAAGCCUGUAUUGACUAAAAAGUGGUGUCAGUGCAAAUGAGUCCAAGUAUAAUUUAUAUAAAUUGUGUUAUUUGUAAUUGAGUCAUUACAUUUCUGUAAGUGUGUUAUGAGUAAUGAUGUUUUCAUUAUGUAUUUUUUAUGAAAUACCUCUAUACAAAUAUAUAUAUAUAACUAUUCUACUUUGCUGGUGAAUGUAAAACUGCUGCAGUUACAGACGAGUUUAAUUUUGAUGAAACAAAAACAACGACACAGCAAACUAAAGCUGAUUAGAUUCUGUUAAAAGCUUAACUUCUUUAUAUUCAUCAUUUGCCUUUCACUCAAGCAGCUGCUUCCCUGUACUGAUGCAGGUUAUUGUGAGUUUUGCCUUCAGCACUUAACAUAUUUGUUCUGUUAUGUAUUUACAGUUUGGACAUGAACGUUCUGGCCUCUUUGGAGUUCUCUCAGUUGGUCCGUGUUUCUUUAAAAUUCUAAUAUUUCACAAGAGCGAGAGCUAAAAUGCUGCCAACUGCAAUUCAGUCGUACCACUUUCGUUGUACUGCUACAAACUGUGAUUACUUCAGAGCUAAACCUCUUUUCAGUUUAUUUUAUUUAUACGUUUGAGCAUGAGACUGUCCGUCAAUGUACGAGCAGCUGUUUCAACAUUAAAA
Hippoglossus stenolepis (Pacific halibut) is the source of this 3968-nucleotide messenger RNA. Its product is annotated as interleukin-6 receptor subunit beta. The record is from RefSeq and is a predicted model, not a curated record. The transcript is spliced from 15 exons. Lineage: Eukaryota; Metazoa; Chordata; Actinopteri; Pleuronectiformes; Pleuronectidae. The coding region runs from base 402 to 2834 and encodes 810 amino acids. Gene Ontology annotation, molecular function: protein binding.